GCCGCCGCCCCACAGCCCGCCCGGGGCCGCCACUGCUGUUAGCCGCCCCCGCCAGCGCCACCUGGGACCAUGUCCGAGGACCUAGAGUCCAUAUCAGAGGAAGAACGCAGCUUGUUCCGUCCGUUCACCCGCGAGUCGCUGGCCGCCAUCGAGGCGCGUAUCGCCGAGGAAUAUGCCAAGCAGAAGGAGCUCGAAAAGAAGAGAGCUGAGGGAGAAGGGGAUUUUGGACGGAGGAAAAAGAAAAAAGAAGUUCGGUAUGAGGACGAGGACGAAGAUGAAGGGCCACAGCCAGAUCCAACACUGGAGCAGGGUGCACCGCUGCCCGUUCGGCUCCAGGGAGGUUUCCCAGCAGAACUUGCCUCCACCCCUCUUGAGGAUAUUGAUAGUUUCUACCAUAACCAGCGGACAUUCGUAGUGGUUAGUAAAGGAAAGGAUAUUUUCCGAUUCAGUGCAACAGAUGCCUUGUGGAUUCUGGAUCCUUUCAAUCCUAUUCGAAGAGUUGCUAUAUAUAUUUUGGUUCAUCCCUUAUUUUCACUUUUUAUCAUCACAACAAUUUUAACGAACUGCAUCUUCAUGAUCAUGCCUACUACACCAGUAAUAGAAUCAACAGAAGUAAUUUUUACUGGCAUCUACACAUUUGAAUCAGCCGUAAAGGUGAUGGCAAGAGGGUUCAUACUUCAGCCAUUUACGUACCUUAGAGAUGCAUGGAACUGGCUGGACUUCGUAGUAAUAGCUUUAGCUUAUGUUACCAUGGGGAUAGAUCUAGGAAACCUGGCUGCCUUGAGAACUUUCAGGGUCCUUCGAGCUUUGAAGACUGUAGCUAUUGUCCCAGGUUUGAAGACCAUUGUCGGUGCUGUGAUUGAAUCUGUGAAGAAUCUGCGGGAUGUGAUCAUAUUGACCAUGUUCUCUUUAUCUGUGUUUGCCUUAAUGGGCCUCCAGAUUUACAUGGGUGUCCUCACACAAAAAUGUAUAAAAAACUUUCCCAUGGAUGGGUCAUGGGGAAAUCUUACGGAUGAAAACUGGGAGAGAUUUGUGAGCAAUGAAACAAACUGGGUGAAGGAAGGGUAUGAAUUUCGUCUUUGUGGAAACUCAUCAGGAGCAGGGCAGUGUGAAGAAGGAUACACGUGCCUUCAAGGAUAUGGCCCAAAUCCAAAUUAUGGUUACACUAGUUUUGAUACUUUUGGUUGGGCAUUGUUAUCUGCCUUUAGGCUCAUGACUCAAGACUUUUGGGAAAAUCUCUAUCAGUUGAUUCUCCGAUCGGCCGGUCCAUGGCAUAUGUUGUUUUUUAUUGUUAUUAUUUUUUUGGGUUCGUUUUAUCUUGUCAACUUAAUUUUGGCCAUUGUUGCUAUGUCAUAUGAUGAGUUACAAAAGAAGGCAGAAGAGGAAGAAGCAGCAGAGGAAGAAGCUAUCAGGGAAGCAGAAGAGGCAGCCCAAGCAAGAGAAAAUAGGCAGGCAGCACGGGAAGCAGCAAGAGUAUCAGCAGCAGCAGCUCAAGCUGCAGCCAAUGUCGUCAAGUCACCAUCUGAUUUUUCAUGUCACAGCUAUGAGCUCUUUGUAGGUCAAGAGAAAGGCAAUGAUGAUAACAACAAGGAAAAAAUGAGCAUUCGUAGUGAAGGUGGAGAUUCACUUAGUGAACAUCGGGGUCGUACAAUAGGGCCUAAUGGCAAGGUGCGGAAGGUGAGCGCGGAGCUGCAGUGGGGAGACCACAUCGAAGAUGUCAUAGGACGAGCAUACAGAGCACUGCAUAAGGAACACUUGCCAUAUGCGGAUGACUCAAAUGCAGUAACACCAAUGUCGGAAGAAAAUGGUGCUAUAGUGGUUCCUGUCUACUAUGCCAGCAUUGGUUCACGAAAUUCAUCGUAUACCUCACAUGCAUCACGAGUUUCGUAUACAUCUCAUGGUGACCUACUUGGUGGGGUUCCUGUCACAAAGGAGAGCCGACUUCGUGGAAGAAGUCGUAACAAUCCUGCUCCCCCAAACACUGUGCCCUACAUGUCUGCUGCCAUGAACCACAAGCACCCUUUUGAUGCUUCUUUAGACAGUGAAGAUGGACCAGCCAAAAUGAAACAUCAAGACAAUCCAUUUAUAGAGCCUACACAACAACAAACUGUUGUUGAUAUGAAAGAUGUGAUGGUGUUGAACGACAUCAUAGAACAAGCAGCAGGCCGGCAAAGCAGGGCAAGUGAACAUGGAGCUGAUGAUGAUGAUGAUGAAGGUCCUACAGUGAAAGAAAAAAUUCUUGCGUUCUGUAUUCGUUGCAUUGAUAUCUUCUGUGUAUGGGACUGCUGUUGGUUGUGGUUAAAAUUCCAAGAAUAUGUUGCACUCAUAGUGUUUGAUCCUUUUGUUGAACUCUUCAUUACAUUGUGCAUCGUUGUCAACACACUUUUCAUGGCUCUUGAUCAUCAUGACAUGAACAAGGACAUGGAAAAAGCAUUGAAAAGUGGAAAUUAUUUCUUCACAGCAACUUUUGCAAUUGAAGCAACUUUAAAACUAAUUGCCAUGAGUCCAAAAUAUUAUUUUCAAGAAGGCUGGAAUAUUUUUGAUUUUAUUAUUGUGGCUCUGUCUUUAUUGGAACUGGGACUUGAAGGAGUUCAAGGCCUGUCAGUGCUCAGGUCAUUUCGCCUGCUCAGAGUUUUCAAGCUUGCAAAAUCAUGGCCAACUCUGAAUUUGCUAAUUUCUAUAAUGGGUAGAACUGUUGGUGCCUUAGGAAAUUUGACCUUUGUGUUAUGUAUAAUUAUAUUCAUCUUUGCUGUUAUGGGUAUGCAGUUAUUUGGUAAGAACUAUACAGAUUAUGUGGAAAGAUUUCCAGACCAGGAUUUACCCAGAUGGAACUUCACAGACUUCAUGCAUUCCUUCAUGAUUGUAUUUCGUGUACUGUGUGGAGAAUGGAUAGAAUCCAUGUGGGAUUGUAUGCUUGUUGGAGACUGGUCAUGUAUACCCUUCUUUUUGGCCACAGUUGUAAUUGGAAACUUAGUUGUCCUUAACCUUUUCUUGGCGCUGCUACUCAGUAACUUUGGUUCAUCAAACUUGUCAGCUCCAACAGCUGACAAUGACACCAACAAGAUUGCAGAGGCAUUUGAUCGCAUUUCAAGGUUUAUCAACUGGAUGAAACGUAGUAUGCUAAAUUUGGCAAAAUUGAUGAGGGCCAAAUUAACUAACCAGAUUUCCGAUCAGACGCCAGAUGCCCAUGACCGAGAUGCUGAUGCCGAUUAUGUUGGAGAUGAGAUAAUAGCUGAUGGGAUAGUGUACAGAGACAAGAAAUUUCUCAAAGAACAAACUCAAGUGGAAGUUGCAAUUGGUGAUGGGAUGGAAUUCACAAUUCAUGGUGACCUUAAAAAUAAACUGAAGAAGGGCAAACUAAUGAUGAACAAUGCCAAACUGAUUGGGAAUUCUAUCAAGGAGAACCAUCAAGAUAACAGGAUAGAAAAUGAAUACUAUAAGCAAAGAUUAGAAGAAGAUGUCAUAAGUAAUAAAUCCUAUGGCAGUCACAAAAACCGUCCAUUUAAGGAUGACAGCCAUAAAGGUAGUGCUGAGACACUAGAUGGAGAGGAGAAAAAAGAUAUUAGCAAAGAAGAUCUGGAGGAUGAGGGAGAUCUUGAAGAAGAAGGUGAAGGGGAAGAAGGUCUUCUUGAAGAAGAUAUGGCACUCGAAGCUGGCUCAGAAGAUGCAGCAGGGCAAGAAUACCCGUCCGACUGUUUUCCAGAGCCUUGUUAUAAGCGUUUCCCAUUCCUUGCUGGUGACGAUGAUGCACCAUUUUGGCAAGGUUGGGCAAACCUUCGUUUGAAGACCUUCCAGCUAAUUGAGAACAAAUAUUUUGAGACAGCUGUCAUCACUAUGAUUCUGCUCAGCAGUCUGGCAUUGGCAUUGGAAGAUGUCCAUUUACAACAGAGGCCCAUUCUUCAAGAUAUUUUGUACUAUAUGGAUCGAAUAUUCACUGUUAUUUUCUUCCUUGAGAUGUUAAUUAAAUGGCUGGCCUUGGGUUUUAGAAAGUAUUUUACAAAUGCCUGGUGCUGGCUAGAUUUCAUCAUUGUGAUGGUCUCGCUCAUAAACUUCGUAGCAUCCUUGUGUGGGGCAGGAGGCAUACAAGCCUUCAAAACUAUGAGGACUCUCAGGGCCCUUAGGCCUCUUAGAGCUAUGUCUAGAAUGCAGGGGAUGAGGGUUGUCGUCAAUGCUCUUGUGCAAGCUAUUCCCAGCAUCUUUAAUGUGUUAUUGGUUUGUUUGAUAUUCUGGCUCAUUUUUGCUAUUAUGGGAGUACAGCUGUUUGCUGGAAAAUACUUCAAGUGUCAAGACUCCAACGACACUACAUUAAGUCAUGAAAUUAUCCCAGACAAGAACUCUUGUUUGGCAGAAAAUUACACUUGGGUGAAUUCACCGAUGAAUUUUGAUCAUGUUGGAAAAGCCUACUUAUGCCUCUUUCAAGUUGCAACAUUCAAAGGAUGGAUACAGAUCAUGAAUGAUGCUAUAGAUUCAAGAGAGGUGGACAAGCAGCCAAUCCGAGAAACCAACAUUUAUAUGUACCUGUAUUUUGUAUUCUUCAUUAUCUUUGGAUCAUUUUUCACUCUUAAUCUGUUCAUUGGAGUGAUUAUUGACAACUUUAAUGAACAGAAGAAAAAGGCAGGUGGCUCUUUGGAAUUGUUCAUGACUGAGGAUCAGAAGAAGUACUAUAAUGCUAUGAAGAAAAUGGGCUCAAAGAAACCCCUAAAGGCUAUACCACGUCCAAGGUGGAAGCCCCAAGCAAUUGUAUUUGAAAUUGUGACCAAUAAAAAGUUCGACAUGAUAAUCAUGUUGUUCAUUGGCUUAAAUAUGCUGACGAUGACGCUAGAUCACUAUCAGCAAACAGAAACCUUCAGUCAAGUUUUAGACUACCUCAAUAUGAUCUUCAUAGUCAUUUUUAGUUCAGAAUGCCUUAUGAAAAUAUUUGCCCUUCGAUAUCACUACUUCAAAGAACCAUGGAAUCUCUUUGAUUUUGUAGUUGUGAUUUUGUCUAUACUAGGUCUGGUGCUCAGUGAUAUUAUUGAGAAGUACUUUGUGUCACCAACUCUUCUGAGGGUCGUUCGAGUAGCAAAAGUGGGCAGAGUGCUCCGUCUAGUUAAAGGUGCUAAAGGCAUCAGAACUCUUUUGUUUGCAUUGGCGAUGUCAUUGCCAGCACUGUUUAACAUCUGUCUGCUACUCUUCCUAGUGAUGUUCAUCUUUGCCAUUUUUGGUAUGUCAUUCUUUAUGAAUGUGAAGGAGAAGAGUGGGAUUGAUGAUGUCUAUAACUUCAAAACUUUUGGACAGUCAAUGAUCCUACUUUUCCAGAUGUCAACAUCUGCUGGAUGGGAUGGUGUACUAGAUGGAAUUAUUAAUGAGGAAAACUGCAACAAGCCCAACAGUGAAAUUGGCUAUCCUGGAAAUUGUGGUUCGGCUACUGUAGGCAUUGCUUUUCUCCUGUCAUACCUUGUAAUUAGUUUCCUCAUCGUCAUCAACAUGUACAUAGCAGUCAUCUUAGAAAAUUACUCACAGGCAACAGAAGACGUCCAGGAAGGUCUCACAGAUGAUGACUAUGACAUGUACUAUGAAAUAUGGCAGCAAUUUGACCCCAAUGGUACACAGUAUAUCCGUUAUGAUCAGUUGUCUGAUCUCUUUGAUGUGCUGGAGCCACCAUUGCAGAUCCACAAGCCAAAUAAGUACAAGAUAGUGUCAAUGGACAUACCAAUCUGCAAAGGGGACCUAAUGUACUGCGUAGAUAUUUUGGACGCACUCACAAAGGACUUCUUUGCGCGGAAAGGGAACCCAAUUGAUGAGACUGCAGAGCUGGUUGAGGUUAAAGUGGGACAGCCAGGUUACGAGCAUGUUUCAUCGACAUUGUGGCGUCAGCGAGAAGAGUACUGUGCGCGCCUCAUCCAGAAUGCAUGGCGGAAGCACAAACAGCAGCGGCUUGGUGGGCCCAGUGAUGAGUCAGACGCCGUGCCCUGCGAUGGCGACAUCGACGCAGAUGGUAGCGACGAUCGUCGACAGACAGCCGUGCUUGUCGAGAGCGACGGCUUCGUCACCAAGAACGGCCACCGUGUCGUCAUCCAUUCGCGCUCGCCCAGCGUGACGUCGCGGUCAACGGACGUGUGAGCACGGC
Molecule: messenger RNA, 6109 nt
Organism: Schistocerca piceifrons (Central American locust)
Lineage: Eukaryota; Metazoa; Arthropoda; Insecta; Orthoptera; Acrididae
Gene: para
Product: sodium channel protein para
Exons: 34
Coding region: 70-6102 (2010 amino acids)
Biological process (GO): neuronal action potential; sodium ion transmembrane transport; membrane depolarization during action potential
Cellular component (GO): voltage-gated sodium channel complex; plasma membrane
Molecular function (GO): calcium ion binding; voltage-gated sodium channel activity
Source: RefSeq, a predicted model, not a curated record